UUUCUGAAAGGUAGGGUUAAUGGAAUCCGGAUAAAAAUGUCAAGCAGAUCAUUACCAGCAACAAGAUUAAUCAACGUUGGACAAAAUGGAGUUGGCAGAUAUGUGUGUCAACUUGCUAGAAUAACUCUUAGAUUCUGCAAGCACCAAGCUAGUAGCAGAGGCAUGAGGGAUUUCGUAGAAAAUUAUCUGGUGGACUUUGCGAGAAGUAACCCAAAUGUAGUUGUGUAUGUAAAACCUCAUCGCCAUAGAGGAGCCUCAAUUCAAGCUGACUACUUAAAUGGAAAUUCUCACAAGACUCGUGUCUCGAAAAUGGACAUGGAUGAAAUCUGCAAAUGGAUAGAGCUAGCCAGAACUAGAUCAGGAGUUGACAUAGUGAGAAGAACUAAAAACUUUCAAACACACAACCCCAGUAUACAAGGGGUGUGGCAUCCAUUCUUGUUCAAAGACCCUUCUGUCAACCUGAAGACUUUCCCUGAUUCAGAAUAUGGAAGAUUUAAAGUGAAUGAAGUGACUGCCACAGAAAGAAUACUACAGCUAGCAGAGAGAAUGAAACAGUUAGAACUGGAAAAGGGGGAGGGGGAGGGGAAAAGUGAAAAAGACGGUGAAUCUGUGUGAUUUAAAAUGAAAAUAUCUGUUUAAACAAAGGGUGUGAAUGACAAAAGGUUUUGCCUUUCCUGUGAAAAUAUAUGUACAUAAAUAAAAAGUUAUGAAUUAUU
Molecule: messenger RNA, 716 nt
Organism: Magallana angulata
Lineage: Eukaryota; Metazoa; Mollusca; Bivalvia; Ostreida; Ostreidae
Product: 39S ribosomal protein L43, mitochondrial-like
Exons: 3
Coding region: 37-615 (192 amino acids)
Biological process (GO): mitochondrial translation
Cellular component (GO): mitochondrial large ribosomal subunit
Molecular function (GO): structural constituent of ribosome
Source: RefSeq, a predicted model, not a curated record